UUUCUCUCUCUCUCUCUGACUCACCAAACAAAACAACACAAAACGAAACACAUUUCUCUCUCUAGACUCUAUCUGUAUCUGACUCCCGACACUGUUUCAGAACCCGACAAAAGCAAAGCAACCUCUCUGCCUCCUCCCUUCUCACUCUCACCCCCAGUGGCUCUCCCCGUAAAUAUAACCCAAAAGUUUUCCUCUUUAUGAAAGCACACCACACAUACGUCCACCACUUCCAUUUAUUUUUCUCGCAAAUGGAAAGCCACAAGAGAGAAUGAUAUCGCAGUUCCGCAGGUUCAGCUUGAACACGACCUCACCUUAAGCCACCUCUUUCCCUUUUCCUUCUUCAAGCGAGUCCAAACACACCCCACUAUCAGAAUCAGACACACACACACACACACACCCACACACUCUCUCAAAUGGUGAAGAUGAUGAUUCUCUACAAGCUCGAAGCUCGUGGCAUAAUUUAGACACUUUUUUUUUAAGUCUUCACCUUUGCUCUCUCCCUCCCUCUCUCUCUCUCUCUCUCUCUCUCUCUCUCUCUUUUCUCUCUCUAGAUUACUUUCUUUCCCUUUUUCUUUCUCUCUCUCUUUACAACUUCCUCUGCUGGAGGAGGAUGGCAUGCCGGAAAGUGGUCGCCGGGAACUUGGAUCCGCGGAGAAAGAGAAGUGGGGGGUUCAGAACGAAACAGGCGGGGAGAGGAUCGUGCCGUGGUAGUUAGGACUCGGAAUCCAAACUCGCCGGAAAAUGCUUCUUCUCCGGCUUUGAAACAUACCCUUUUGCGUUUUUUCUGUUCGUGCAUGCUCUUGUUCUUCCAUUAGGUCGGAUAAAAUAAAACAAGUAACAAAUUCGCGCUUGGUUUUGGGAUGGGGUUUAUGUUGAAAGAAGCUUUGAGGACUCUCUGUGGUCGGAAUCAGUGGUCUUAUGCUGUGUUCUGGAAGAUCGGUUGCCACAAUUCCAAGCUAUUAAUUUGGGAAGAAUGCUAUUAUGAACCUUUACCAUGCCCUCCGCACAUGUUUGGGAUGCCUGAUUUACCUUACCAAAAUGGGGAAGGAUGCUGGUUUUCUUUAGAGUAUCGGUCAUCGCAGCUUGGGAUUCAAGAGGAUGACCAAGUCUCUUCUUUGAUUAACAAAAUGACAGUAAACAAUUCAGUUAUCAUUGCAGGUGAAGGUAUAGUUGGACGGGCUGCAUUUACAGGCAGCCAUCAGUGGAUUCUUUUGAACAAUUUCACUAAAGAUGCAUAUCCUCCACAGGUAUAUGCUGAGGUACAUCACCAAUUUUCAGCUGGAAUACAGACAGUAGCAGUUAUUCCUGUGCUUCCUCAUGGGGUUGUUCAACUUGGUUCUUUCUUUCCUAUAAUUGAGAAUAUGGGAUUUGUGAAAGAUGUGAAGAGCUUGAUCUUGCAAUUGGGAUGUGUUUCUGGCGCCCUUCUAUCUGCAGACUAUUCAGAAAAACUUUCUAAUGAAAGACUUGCUGGACCUCCUAUUGCUGGUGUACCUGUGUCUGUCGAUCGACCUGUCAUUACCUCAAACUGUCCUCCCUCAGUAACUACUGGCUCCAAUCAGCAAAAUAAUUCAUCUCAUGCUUCAAUGCCUUGUCCUCUAAUGGAAGACACAAAUACUUGCCAGGGUUCUGCAUUGACACCCCUAACCCGUAAACUGAGCCAGAUAUCCAAUAAACCUUGCCAACCAAAGGUUAUUCGAAUGAGUAAAACAAGCUUUGCUAGCCAACAAGAGAAUAGAGCUGUCGAAGCUGAAGUAAUACCCUCAGAUCUUGAUUCAUGCCUGCAGCAGCAUUCUGUUUCAUAUAAUGCAAGAUCUGCAUUCAGUAACAUAACUGGUUUGGGGUCUCUUGGUCAAUCUGGUCUAAGUGUUGAUAAUCUUGCAUUAAUGGAGCAACAAAUCUUAUCAGGCAUUGGGAAUCGAGAUAAUGUUAACCCUUGUGUAAAUGCCUCAAGUUCCUUGAACAUGUCUCAACUAAAAACAGAUGGAGACCAUCUACUUGGCCACAAUAUGAGUUUUGACAGUACUUCACUAGUGGGAGGAGUCCCACUACAUGGUGGGAUGAGUACUCUUUUGAGUUCAACUCUGAUUACUAGUUCUGGUUCAAAAUCUCCCCGAGCAUCCACAGCUGUUUUAUCUGGAGUAGGAGUUGGGAUUGGACCUCAAAAUUGUGUUUCUUCAACUAAAGCAAGGGUUUGUUCUUUGGCAAAUUUGACUAGUCAACCAGGCACCUUCCCCAAGCAUGUAGAAGGUUCUGAUCAGAAGAUUCUCCCUGUAGAUUUAAAGUGUGCUUCAACAAAUCAAAAGAUAGACUAUGAUAUGCUUCAGGCCCCUAAUCUCCCUUCUUUCCAAGUUGAGGAACAUGUGCCCAUUAAUAGUCAAAUCCCUGGUUUUGCCCACGAUUGCCUUCUUAAAGAUGGUAGUAGUCAAUCUAUGAUGACAAUGGAUCCUAAACACAAACUAGAUUGUGCUAAACCUCCAUCGGGUGAUGACUUGUUCGAUGUUUUAGGGGUGGAUUUGAAAAACCAAUUGCUGAAUGGAAACUGGGAUAAUCUCUUUACUUAUGAAUCAGAUGCUAAUGCAGAAAAUAUGGACAAAAAGAUAGCACCUAUGAACAUGCAAGGUGCAACAACUAAUCCUGAUAUUUAUUCGGUUAAAGAAGCAAUAUCAGACUGCGGCAUCUUUUCUGGGAUGGGAACAGACCACCUCUUGGAUGCCGUGGUCUCCAAAGCCAAAUCUGUUGUGAAACAGGAUUCUGAUGACAUGUCUUGCAGGACAACAUUGACAAGGAAUAGUACUUCCUCUGUUCCUUCUCCUGCACGGAGGACGGUAGUGUCUGGUCAUUUCCAAGGGGGAUUAUUUGAUUUGCCUAAGAAUGAUGGUAAAACAGGUGCCACAGAAACUAGUUUUCUUAGGUCUGGAUGUAACAAGGAUGAUGCUGGAAACUGUUCUCAAACUAGUUCUGUUUAUGGCUCUCAACUUAGUUCAUGGGUUGAGAAUAGUGGGAGUGUGAAAUGUGAGAAUAGUGCUUCAACUAGAUACUCAAAGAGGCCAGAUGAAGCUUGCAAGCCAAAUCGUAAAAGGCUUAAACCUGGAGAGAAUCCCAGGCCUCGACCGAAAGAUCGUCAAAUGAUUCAAGAUCGAGUGAAAGAGUUACGAGAAAUUGUGCCAAACGGAGCAAAAUGUAGCAUAGAUGCACUUUUGGAACGGACCAUUAAGCAUAUGCUUUUCUUACAAAGUGUGACAAAGCAUGCUGACAAGCUGAAACAAACAGGGGAGUCUAAGAUUAUUAAUAAGGAAGGUGGGCUGCUUUUGAAAGACAACUUUGAGGGUGGGGCUACAUGGGCAUAUGAAGUUGGCUCACAAUCAAUGGUUUGCCCUAUUGUAGUUGAGGAUCUGAAUCCACCUCGUCAGAUGCUAGUGGAGAUGCUUUGUGAGGAACGAGGUUUCUUUUUGGAAAUAGCUGACUUAAUCAGAGGAUUAGGUUUAACCAUCUUAAAGGGGGUAAUGGAAGCUCACAAUGACAAAAUCUGGGCGCGCUUUGCUGUUGAGGCAAACAGGGAUUUAACAAGGAUGGAAAUAUUUAUGUCACUAGUUCGUCUUUUGGAGAAAACGGUGAAGGGCAACACAUCUCCAUCCAACGCAAUUGAUAACAUGGUGUAUCACUCUUUCCCACAGGCUGCUCAGAUACCAGUAACCGGAAGGCCUAGUAGUUUGCAGUGAACCCACCUGUUACAUGUUUUCGUAGUAGGAUGUGUUGAGAGCAAGUCCGGUAUGCGCUUGCGAUGACUGACAUCAAAUCCAAUCUAAGAUUUCAGGUGGUCUUAACAUUGUCUUACUGUUUUACAUCUCAUAUCUGAACUCAUUUUGAAAGAGAGUGUGUAUGAGGUACUAGGAAAUCAUUCAAGAUAAAUAUGGAUUCCUACGUUGUAAUUGAAUGUUUCCUUCUGUGCCGGCCAACAUCAUGUAUACUGUGUUGGCAUUGUCUACUGAUAUUAUAUUACUCAACUCUUAGAUGACUUGCAUCCAUUUUUUAUAAUUGUGUGGAGUUAUUACCAAAGCAGUUGGUCUUAUUGUGAUUCAGAUCAGAUGUAUAGCUAUUGUAGGAUAUGGAAAGAAUGGUCUCGUGCUCAUUAGCUUGCUACACAUUUUCUUCUGUGCCCCUUUUCUCCAGGCUUUUGAAAGUUUUGUACCAUAUAUAUAUGUUAUAUAUAUUAUGUGAAUUUGAAAGUUUUGUAUCAUGUUAUAUAAAUUCUACUUGUGGUUUGUACUU
Molecule: messenger RNA, 4269 nt
Organism: Glycine soja
Lineage: Eukaryota; Viridiplantae; Streptophyta; Magnoliopsida; Fabales; Fabaceae
Product: transcription factor LHW-like
Exons: 10
Coding region: 861-3719 (952 amino acids)
Biological process (GO): regulation of DNA-templated transcription
Molecular function (GO): protein dimerization activity; DNA-binding transcription factor activity
Source: RefSeq, a predicted model, not a curated record